UCUAACUGCGUCCCACGGCUCAGUCCGCUUGAGCUUUUCAAGGAAACAAGUGGAUCAGCCGCACUAUGAAAUGAGGCGUGAGGCAGAACUUCGCCCUGUGGUUUUCUUACUGAUUGUGUGGCACUAGUUUAGAUGAGCUGUGCUGCUCUGAAGGUCGGACUCUUUUUGGCUAGGAAGCACCACAGAGAGCUGGUUUGAGAGGUUUUCUGACUUGGAGGUCCAUUAUCGGACAAGUCACUGCGAGGACAUCUCUGUGUGGAUGAAAAUGUUGAAGGUUACCUAAGAUUGCACUGAAACCUCGUGUGGUUCAUAGAUUUGAUCCCAAAUGAAGAUAGAGCUGUUGCUGUCCUAGUGGCAAGAUAUUUCCCUCAUCUUGUGGUAUCAGUGCUUGCAUAAUGCAAGAAGUGUAGCAAUAUCUGGACCACCCUACCAUGUGACUCACAACAAUAACGCCUCCAUCAUAUUCUUAUCUGCUAUAUUGCCUUCAGCGUUAAAGUUUGCUCCUCUGGGAUAAAGAGGAGACACAUUUAGGCACAGCUGAUCUGAAGAGGUCAGUCGCUCCCUGACCCAGAUCCCCUGCAAAGAGGACAUGGAGGUCCUGCGGCGGUCUUCUGUGUUUGCCGCAGAGGUCCUGGAUGUGUUUGAUCGGUCUUUGACUGAGAAGGAGCUGGUGUCCCAGUCCAAAGCGCUGUGCAGAGACUACAUCCUCUCCAGGCUCAACCAGAACGGGUUGGGAUGGUCCAAAACUGAACUCAAUCUCUCUCCUUCAAAUGCGGCGCUCUCCGAGGUGUCUUUGGUGCUUCUCUGUCUCGGUGACGAGCUGGAGUGCAUACAGCCCAGUCUGUACAGGAACGUGGCACGGCAGCUCAACAUUUCUGUUGCCAUGGAGAACAUGGUCUCGGAUGCCUUUAUUGGCGUGGCAACAGAGAUCUUCUCAACAGGUAUAACAUGGGGAAAGGUGGUAUCCAUGUAUGCAGUAGCCGGAGCCCUUGCAGUGGAUUGUGUCAGACAAGGUCAUCCGAGCACAGUUCACAUCUUAGUGGACAGUCUGGGCCAGUUUGUCCGCAAGUACCUGGUGCACUGGCUGAAGAGAAGGGGAGGAUGGGCGGAAAUCACAAAGUGUGUGGUGAAGAAGGAUCUUACCCCUGAACACAACUGGCUCUCCUCCAUCAUAGAGUCUCUGAAGUACUUCCUCACCACAAUGUACGUCUACAUCAUGAAGGAACCGUGAACAACUGAGACACAGGAGAGCACCGGAGUCAUCGUCAUCGUGUUUGAUACGAGAUUGAAAUCUCAGACUUGUCAAUAAAAGAGGGAGUGGAGAUGGUCACACUUCCAGCAGAUAUCGGUUUGUUGCUGAAUGGGCCAUCAGCGAAUGUUUCAUCAGCAUCAUAUUCGUGUUAUCUUGGUGUCAGAUGAGUCUGUGAGUGAUUACCCUUCAUCCAAAGAGUUGUCACAGUGAUACAUAAGAGCAUAUAUGGCAAUGGAACAAGCUUUAUCACUCCACUUCUUCUACAUAUUUCCACACUGUAUACACCAGUGCAGUGCGUCAGCCCUCUCCAGUGUUGUAACUGUAAUGUAUGAUGGUGUUCACUCCUCAGAUAAACAUCUGAUGCUUAAUGCUUGUGUUUGUCUCAGCAAAUACACCCAAAGGAGUGAUGGAAGUGAGAGCUAUUAUGUACGUUUGAUAUAAAAUUUGAUGCUCUGCAUCUGCUCAGCUGGCUGGGUCUGAGUUUUUGUCUAAAUAAAGGUGGAGUUCAGUCUGAAAAGGACUGACAUCAGAUGGAGAAGCAAAUGUAUUUCACUCAGGAGCGAGUUUACACCUAAGAACAAUACCAGGUGGUAUCAACUGCUUACACUUAAUGGGUUUAAUCUAUAUUACUGUACUUUACCAAAGCACAGAAAGUGUCCAAAUAUGAUCCAAAAUGUUGUGAACUAUCAAAAACUUGGCUGCAAUUUUAGACACGAUUUACUAAGUAAUGUUGGGUUGACUUUCAGUUCAUUUUUGGCCAAAGAACUUAACGACAGAGGAAUGGUUUAUCCUGUAUGUGCAGAUUGUGAUGGUAUUGAUUCACUUUUUAAUAUGUAAAUAGUUAAUUUAUGAUUUUAUUUUUUUAUUUGGAUUAUGACUUUUAACAAUUGAAGCCACAGCAGUAUAAAGACGACCACUAAGAUGGCUCUUCAGAACGGUUGUGUUGGUAUGCCCGAUGGUUGUCACUUUCACAGUGUUAAUUUAUAAAUGUGUGUGUCUGAAUGUUUUUUAAAAUCCACAAUAAACGCAACAAAAUCUUCA
Molecule: messenger RNA, 2293 nt
Organism: Thunnus maccoyii (southern bluefin tuna)
Lineage: Eukaryota; Metazoa; Chordata; Actinopteri; Scombriformes; Scombridae
Gene: bokb
Product: BCL2 family apoptosis regulator BOK b
Exons: 6
Coding region: 590-1231 (213 amino acids)
Biological process (GO): intrinsic apoptotic signaling pathway in response to DNA damage; regulation of apoptotic process; extrinsic apoptotic signaling pathway in absence of ligand
Cellular component (GO): mitochondrial outer membrane
Molecular function (GO): protein homodimerization activity; protein heterodimerization activity
Source: RefSeq, a predicted model, not a curated record